AUGGUCAUUAACGUGAUCGUCAUCUCAGGCCCUUCCGGAAGCGGCAAGAGCACACUUUUGAAGAAACUGUUUGACGAACACCCCGGCACAUUCGCUUUCUCAGUUUCUCAUACGACCAGGUCACCUCGGCCAGGAGAGAAAGACGGUGUAGACUAUUAUUUUGUCUCACGAGAAGACAUGGAGGCUGCUAUAAGACGAGGAGAGUUUCUGGAAUAUGCAGAGUUUGGCGGAAAUCUCUACGGCACAAGUCUGAUGGCGAUCAAAAACGUUCAGAAGACUAACAAGAUAUGCAUUCUUGAUUUGGAACUUAAAGGAGUGAAAUCUGUUAUGAAGACGAACCUUCAGGCUCGGUUUGUGCUGAUCAAGCCGCCCAGCUUAGACGUUCUGGAACAACGUCUGCGCGAUCGUGGCACUGAGACGACCCAGUCGCUUUCGAGACGACUUGAGCGUGCUGCCCGGGACAUCGAAGAAGCUUCCGUACAGCAGCUGUUCGACUGCAUCAUCGUGAACGAUGACCUACAAGUAGCCUAUGCACAACUGACUGAAUUUCUGAAACAGGUAUUUGCUGUAGAUUGUAAAUUCACGCCGUGGUUAAAUUUGUACCCGUAUCUUUACAGUCUUGAAAACCACUUAAAUACUUGCUCGUACCUUCCAUAUUUCAACAUAUUGUGCAUCUGUUUGCUGCCAGAAGAUUUUCGGAACCAUUUGACAAGCGACAGUCUCUGA
Soboliphyme baturini is the source of this 726-nucleotide messenger RNA. Lineage: Eukaryota; Metazoa; Nematoda; Enoplea; Dioctophymatida; Soboliphymatidae. The record is from the annotation of a GenBank genome assembly.